CCUGAGCAGUGAAUCCUUGUUUACAGUGUUUACAUGACUCAUACGCGACUGAGACAGGUGCGGGACGUGUAUCUAUGGCAGCUUUCCUUGACACCACAAGCACGAACAAGAAGAGAACUGCGCACCACUACUUCGAGAGCCAUACAACAGGACUGAACCGGAUAGAGACUGAGGGAACUGGAGGAGCAUAGACAUGGCAUCGGGGAAGCAGGGUCUACAGGUGGUGGUGUGGGAGUGGGAGAACAAACAGAGACGCUGGAGGCCGUAUCCGCCGGAGGUUGCCCAACAGCUAGAGCGAGCUUACUCCAAGAACUUGCGGUCCGUGUUUCUUGGAGACUCUGAUCCGUCACUCAAGGACUACUGUAUCCACCUUCCUCAGAUGGAACAAGAGUGCAAAAAAACAGGACACAGAGUAAAGGUGCGGAGGAACUUCUUCCCUCAGAGCUCCCCUGCUGGUCAAGGAGCUGUGUGGCAGUGGGGAGGGGAUGUACAUGGAGACUGGCAUACUUAUGAUAUGUGUGUCCAGUGUGUUAUGGAGGAGUCGUGGACCACAGGAGCUCAGACACUGGACAUGGGCGAGACAUUUACAGCCUGUCCUUACGUCAUUGAUUUCUGCAACAUGACUCAGAUGAAUAACAAGACUGGAUUUAUUCGUUCGAUACGCAGACUGCAGCAGGCAUCGUAUCCUGCUGGAAAACCCCCAGCUUCAUUUUACUCCAAUCACACGCAUAAUACUCAAGGAGCCAGCGGUGAAACAUCAUACUGCAAUAGCAAGGGGCUAGGAGCACCCUCCUUUCCUGGGACUAGUUGUAGUGGGGAAAAGCAAAGACACAGAGGUACCAGAGAUGACCCAGAGAGCUUUGCUGCUGAGAACAAACCACGUGCACUACUCUCAAAGGUGCUGUGCCGCGGUAGCAAGAAUAGUACUAGCAGCCCUCCUGGAACUUCUGACAUUUCAAACAGUGGACAUCACAUAAGCUCAUGGGUGACCAAGAAUGGACCAGCAGCAAGCCCUCCCAAACCAUUACCUCGAUCCAGUGUCCCCCCAGUACCCAGGCCUCGAACACUUCCCCCACCUGGGGAACCACACUCCCAACAGUCAACCAGCCAACUGUCCUACAGCCCACAAAACAAGGGUGCCCAUCACCUAUUAAAGGACCAUAACACUGCAUCCCAGAUGGCUCAAAAUUUCAAGAUUGAACUAUCAGACAAAUUUGGCUCAAAUCACACCCUUGACUCGGACUGUAGCUCCUUAUUGGGUGGUCGUCGGCCCAGUGUGGACACAAUCUCCACAUACCUCUCCCAAGAUGAUGACCCAAAUCAUAGCAACUACUGCUCAGGACACACAGAAACUGGAUAUAUGAGCAGUCUAGCAAUUGACAAGCUUAUUAGUGUAGAGUCUGAUGAGAACAUGGAUGAAGAUGUUUUUGCCGAGGACCAAGAGGUUUGCGAUGUCAUGAGAGGUGUGGCUGGGCCCUCCCCUCCCCUGCGCGUCUCCUCACCCCUGACUCUUGGCCAGUCCCACUACCACCAUAACUCAAGCACCUCCAAAAGCCAGAUGUCAUCUCUUCAGCAGUGUCACUUUAUGCCUAUUAAUGCAGCGCACAGUGGCUCUGACUCUGGUCUUCACAUGAAUGGCGUCAAACGUAAAAGAACUAGAGAAAAAGCUUUGCCCAACAUGUCUCAGCUACAGUCUCCAGAGUGCAGCACAGGAGAUGUUUCUCCCUGGGACUCACACCACCACACCAGCAGCAGGCACCACUUCACUGGAAAGAAUCACAAGGGCCAUCAUGGUUCCCGAGCUCCCAUUGCUGCUGAGGAUAAACUACUUCUUCAGUACACGAGUGUGGUGGAGUCUCCCCCAGAUGACAUGUGCUCCAUCUGCAUGUGGAGUCUGACUGAGGCAUCAGGGUAUUUGGAGGAAGAACCAUCUAAGAUGUCUCAUCAGAAAGAUGUACAGAAUGAUGGUGUUGUCAGCCUUAAUUUAUGCAAACACCAGUUUCAUCUUGCAUGCGUGAGAGAAAUGGCCAAGAGUUCUCCUCAGUUCUUAGAGUGUCCUAACUGUAAAACCCUGCAUGGAGAAAAGCUUGGCAACCAACCCCCAGGCAACAUGAAUGUCACAACAGUGCACCGUUCCCUUCCUGGUCACCCUGAUUGCAAUACAAUACAAGUUACAUACAGCAUCAGUAGUGGUAUGCAAGGCCCUGAACAUCCUCAUCCUGGCAGACCUUACCGAGCCAUUGGGUUUCCUCGUGUUGCUUACAUCCCCAACAACGAUAAGGGUAAAAAGGUGGUGAGACUCCUUCAAGAGGCUUGGCGGCGGCGCCUCAUCUUUACUGUUGGGCCCUCUGUCACGAUGGGCUGGGAUGACUGUGUCACCUGGAAUGAAAUCCAUCACAAGACAGAGUGGAACAACAGGGCAGGGCAUGGCUAUCCUGACCCUGGGUACCUGGACAACGCCCUCAAAGAGCUGGCUCUUCAUGGUGUCACCGACUCCAUCUAGGUCUGCCUCCUCUUUGCCUGGGGAAAAAAGAAAUAUAGUUAUAUAUUAAAUCAAGGGUAUACUGCAAUUGGACCCUUUAACUUAAUAAUUCCUGCCAUCCAGAAUUCAGAAUGUUAUUGGAUUUUCUAAUUUUUUUGUACUUCUUGCAUUACAGAAUUUGGUCAGUUGCAUUUCUUUUGGAGUUAUCAUUUUUUGCCCAUACGAGUUUGGCCUUGGAUUUUUUGGAUUAUUUCCAGUCUUCAAGAAUUCAGAUUUGAGAUUUUUGAACCAUAGGAAUUCAGAUAAAGGCUUUCGCCAUUUUCAAAAAGUGAAGAGUAUAUAGAUAUGCUUAAAAUUUUAAUUGGUUCUUCAUGGUGAAGAACCAAUUAAAAUUUUAAGCAUAUUGAUGGCAGGAGAGUCACAGAGCCCACACAAACUUGCAUCAUUCACCAAUCUAGUAAUAUUAUUUUCCUUUCACUUGACAGUUUUGAGCUUCAAAGGUUAUGUAGAUUGCUGACUGAUAUACACAAAUUAAACCUUAAAUUAAAUUACACAAUCUACUUGACUAACAUGCUGAUUAUUUUUUUACACAUGCAAUGAAUAUUAGAAAAUCAUGAUUUACACUUGUAAGGUUUUGAACUAAACGCAUCUUGUGCUUAGUGUUUUCCUUGCCACAGUGUGUGCCAUGUUAAAGUUUUGAUAUUCACCUUCACCCAGCGGGCAGCAUUUGUCAGUAUUUUUAUUUUAUAUUAAGGGGAGUAUUUUUAUAUUUUGUCACUUAGGAAUUAAUGAAAAGGUUGGAAAGGAUAUUUAAGGUGUAGCAAAAAGCAGUUACAUAUAGAAUGGCAGGGGAGCUGGCACUCAAUGAUAUCCAGUUAUCUCUGCCUUUGCCAUUAUUCUACAAAUAUGUUGUUAUAUCUUAGGUUUGCAGGCCUCUACAUCAUAAUUUCAUUCAAUCCAUGCUGCCUGUUUUUUUUUGUUUUUUUUCCAGUAGUUUUGGUCUUGAUAUGUUAUCAAGAAUACAAGUAAAUAUUUUGUUGACUAAGAGUGGAAAUUGAUUUGGAAAUAGGGCAUCACAUAAUUUUGUCAUGUGUGAAAAACAGACAUUUGCAGAGUGACCAGUUACAGAGUAGCAGCCUAUGGCUGAAUAUCCACUAGUUUCAGGAAAUGGUAUGUGCCUACUAAGCCAUAAUCCCUCCAGUCUGCAAGUGUGGUUUCACUCUUUUCUUACUAGCUCUCUUUGAGGUGUGGUUGAAGUGAUAGUUAGCAAUUUAAUUAUAUAUUUUUCAUUCGCAGCAUCUCUGUUGCAACGAUAUUUUUGCAAAAUGAUAGAGGUCUUUGCAGGCAAGUGAAUAAAUGUCAUUCAUCCAUAUGUGGAUGAGUUGUUGGUGUCAAUGAUAUAUUUUCUAAUAAUACUUAUCCUGUGAUUCUCCCAAGAUUUUAUAUAGAUUGUUAUAUUGUAUACACUAUAUCUUUGCAUUCAGUCAAAUAAAAUCUAAAUAAUU
Molecule: messenger RNA, 3987 nt
Organism: Eriocheir sinensis (Chinese mitten crab)
Lineage: Eukaryota; Metazoa; Arthropoda; Malacostraca; Decapoda; Varunidae
Product: E3 ubiquitin-protein ligase DTX1-like
Exons: 15
Coding region: 194-2503 (769 amino acids)
Biological process (GO): Notch signaling pathway; protein ubiquitination
Cellular component (GO): nucleoplasm
Molecular function (GO): ubiquitin protein ligase activity; zinc ion binding
Source: RefSeq, a predicted model, not a curated record